Molecule: messenger RNA, 6369 nt
Organism: Ornithorhynchus anatinus (platypus)
Lineage: Eukaryota; Metazoa; Chordata; Mammalia; Monotremata; Ornithorhynchidae
Gene: SEC24A
Product: SEC24 homolog A, COPII coat complex component
Exons: 23
Biological process (GO): intracellular protein transport; COPII-coated vesicle cargo loading; endoplasmic reticulum to Golgi vesicle-mediated transport
Cellular component (GO): endoplasmic reticulum exit site; COPII vesicle coat
Molecular function (GO): zinc ion binding; SNARE binding
Source: RefSeq, a predicted model, not a curated record
CCCGGCCCCCCGGCCGCCCGCAACGGGGCCGCCUCGCCCGCGGGGCUGCCCUACAGCAACGGUCCUGUGCAAAACCCAUUGAUGCAUUCACCGCAAGUGUCUGUAAGCCAAGGAUAUAAUUCUCCAUUUCCAGGAUCCUACCCUCACCAGAUGCCCACAAAGCCUCCUCCAAGUCCAACACCCGGACAAUACAACUACGGUGGUCCUCAGACUGUUUCUGCAUUAAAUAACUAUCAGGGACCCCAGCAGACUCUUAAUAGACCACCUCUGGACUCAAAUCUAAUGGCCCCUGUUCCCCAAAUGCCAUCACUUCCAUCUCCCAACCCCGCAGCUCUCACAGCACCUGCUGGGAACUUUCUUCCCAGAGCUGAUCCCACCCAGCCUUCAAACUGGCAAUACAGUCAGUCUUCUAGUAGUCAGCGACCUGGUGAAUCCCAAAUAAACCAUCUUGCUCCCGGACCAUCCCAGCCAGCCUCCUCUUCAGAGAAUACAAGCCUAUCGACAAGUCAGUACAUUGCUUCUCCUGGAGGGCCUCCUCUUCAAAACAGCUACAUGAAUUCAGGCUCUGCCCCACUGGUGAAUCAGCCUUUGCCUACAACUUUUCAGCCAACUCGGGCUCCUGUUGGACCUCCUCCCUCUGGAGGCCCACCUCCAAUAAGGCCACUGGCUCCCCCAAGAGGAUCACCAAACAGUGCUAUUCCCCAAACCCAUAAUAAUUCAGCUACAAACCCAGAAGGUGAUGUUGCAUCGACAGCCAAUAAUGGAUCUACGGUCUACAACAGCUAUGAUGCAAUUGAAGGAGGUGGCUUCAUGGGAGCAUCACAUCCUCCCAACCAGAAUCCUAAAGUGGCCCGAAACGUUGGGUAUUCGUAUCCAACCUUACCACCAGGCUACCAAAAUGUAGCUGUGCCCGGGGCACCGGGAAUGUCGUCCACAUCCUUGCAGUAUCCCAGUGGACCACAGCCAUUUUCUCAGCCUCCCAUAGGUGCUAAUCACUUAACUGCAACCAUGGGUGGGUUGAGUUUACACCCUGAAGGAUUAAGAAUGGUCAAUCUUCUCCAAGAGAGAAAUAUGCUUCCUCCAACCCCAUUAAAGGCUCCUGUCCCAAACCUGCAUGAAGAUAUCCAGAAACUCAACUGUAACCCAGAGUUGUUCCGGUGUACCUUGACCAAUAUUCCUCAAACUCAGGCCUUAUUGAACAAAGCCAAACUUCCUUUGGGACUGCUGCUUCAUCCUUUCAAAGACUUACUGCAAUUGCCCGUAGUUACCUCCAGUACAAUUGUGAGAUGUCGUUCGUGCAGGACAUACAUCAACCCCUUUGUCAGCUUUCUUGACCAAAGGAGAUGGAAGUGCAACUUGUGUUACCGAGUGAAUGAUGUUCCUGAAGAAUUCAUGUACAAUCCAAUGACUAGAGUGUAUGGAGAACCCCACAGAAGACCUGAAGUUCAAAAUGCUACUAUUGAGUUUAUGGCUCCUUCAGAAUACAUGUUACGCCCACCUCAGCCACCUGUGUACCUCUUUGUGUUUGAUGUAUCUCACAAUGCAGUUGAAACCGGAUACUUGAAUGCAGUCUGCCAGAGUUUGCUAGAAAAUCUGGACUCGCUUCCUGGCAACACUCGAACAAAAAUUGGUUUCAUCACAUUUGACAGUGCAAUUCACUUCUACAGUCUGCAAGAAGGCUUGUCUCAGCCUCAUAUGCUAAUAGUUUCAGAUAUUGAAGAUGUCUUCAUACCAAUGCCAGAAAACUUGUUAGUAAAUUUAAAUGAAAAUAAAGAGCUCAUCCAGGACCUACUGAAGACGUUGCCUCAGAUGUUUAUCAAGUCUUUAGAGACCCAGAGCGCUUUGGGCCCUGCACUGCAGGCAGCCUUUAAACUGAUGUCCCCCACUGGUGGCCGUAUCACUGUCUUCCAAACCCAGCUUCCGUCUAUUGGAGCAGGAGCAUUAAAGUCCCGCGAAGAACCUAACCAAAGAGCAUCCGCUAAGGACAUACAUCUCACACCGUCCACUGAUUUCUAUAAGAAGUUAGCCCUGGACUGCUCGGGCCAACAGGUAGCAGUUGAUUUGUUCCUUCUCAGCGGGCAGUACUCUGACUUGGCUUCUUUAGGAUGUAUUUCUAGAUAUUCUGCAGGUAGUGUCUAUUACUACCCAUCUUACCAUCACCAGCAUAAUCCAGUUCAAGUAGAGAAGCUGCAGAAGGAACUGAAGCGCUACUUAACUAGAAAGAUUGGUUUUGAAGCAGUCAUGAGGAUAAGAUGCACCAAAGGCCUUUCCAUUCACACCUUCCACGGGAACUUUUUUGUACGAUCAACAGAUUUGUUGUCUUUACCUAAUGUGAACCCGGAUGCUGGAUAUGCAGUACAGAUGUCAGUAGAAGAAAGUCUUACUGACACUCAGCUGGUUUCUUUCCAGUCAGCCCUCUUGUAUACGUCCAGCAAAGGAGAACGAAGGAUCCGGGUACAUACUAUGUGUUUGCCAGUUGUUUCAACACUGAAUGAAGUCUACCUUGGAGCUGAUGUGCAGGCCAUUACAGGAUUAUUGGCCAACAUGGCUGUUGACAGGUCCGUGUCUGCCAGCCUCAGUGAUGCCCGGGAUGCCUUGGUGAAUGCUGUCAUUGACUCUCUAUCUGCCUACCGCUCUUCAAUUCUGAGCAGUCAGCAGCCUGGACUCAUGGUUCCUUAUUCUUUACGUCUCUUUCCUCUGCUUGUGCUGGCCCUUCUUAAGCAGAAAUCAUUUCAAACCGGAACAAGCGCACGUUUAGAUGAGCGUAUUUUUGCCAUGUGUCAAGUGAAAAAUCAGCCCCUGGUGUUCCUCAUGCUCAUGACUCACCCUAAUCUGUAUAGAGUUGACAAUCUCUCCGAUGAGGGAGCCCUGAACGUCAAUGACCGAACUAUACCUCAGCCCCCCAUUCUCCAGCUGUCCGUGGAAAAGUUGAGCCGGGAUGGUGCCUUCCUUAUGGAUGCUGGCUCGGUGAUGAUGCUGUGGGUUGGAAAAAACUGUGGGCAGAAUUUUAUCAGCCAAGUUCUAGGGGCUCCCAACUAUGCCUCCAUCCCACAAAAUAUGACACACCUUCCAGAACUCGACACAGCGGAAUCUGCCAGAACAAGAGCUUUUAUCUCUUGGCUUAGGGAGCACAGGCCAUUCUUUCCCAUACUCUACAUAAUAAGGGAGGAGAGUCCAAUGAAAGCAUACUUUCUACAGAACAUGGUAGAAGACAGAACAGAGUCUGCGUUAUCUUAUUAUGAGUUUCUCCUGCACAUACAACAGCAAGUGAAUAAAUGACCGAGUAAAUGAAAUGAACCACUGAAGGGUGUGGCUCACCUAUUAAUUUUAUUUUUUGUUGGAAAGGAAAGUCACUCAAGUCCAAAACACUUUAACCUUUGAGAGCCUUUAAUGCCUGAGUUUGUGGCCUGGUGCGAUGGUUUAAGAUGCUCACACUGUGAUUCAGCAGAGGACAGGAGAUAAAGCACCACAGCAGAUAACCUAAUACGUGCAAUGAUGAAAUAUUGUAUUUUCAAAUCAAAAUGUAUCUAAAAAUGGUUGGACUCCUCUUCAUUUGCUACAAAUUGUUUUUAAAUAGUUGUAGAAUGAAGUAAGUCUAUAAGGCAAUAUUGAAGAGGUAAAAUACAAAUUGUAAAAUCAAGGAUUAUUUUGUUUAGAUUGUAAAUUGCUCUAAUCUACUUUUGCUGGUUUUUCUUUUUUUUUUUUUUUUUGCUGCUAGAAUUAAGACCUCAAAAAACUAAGUGUUGCAGGGAAGUUAUGUACCCACAAAUGAAAGAUGGACCACCUUAAAGAUUAAAAUUGAGCAGUCCGUUUUGACAUGAAUAGAUUUAACUUCUCAACACUUUCAGAAUUUGGUGUGGUGGGGGGGAGGGUUUGAGCCUUACUUAAGAUGGCUUGAGAGGGGAAAUAUGAAGCAGGACAGUCAAAAUUUUAAAUUCAUCAGUAUUUUUUUAUACCUGAAGAACAAAACCUCCACUGACAUAGGGCAGGCAGACAACUGUCCGACUGGGCUUCAGACAUACCAACUACUGCACAGUUCAGAUAAUCCAAGCUCUCUUCAAAGAUAUUCACCAUUUUACUAAGGGCAGGAAGAGCAAAGAGAAUCUUAGGAAGGUGUGAAACUGUAAUCCCCAUGAUCCUUUCUCUUAUUGAGUUUCAUUUGAUCCAUUUCUGCUUGACAUGGUCAAUCAACUGUUUCAGGUGUACGGUGAAAACGCUCCUCAUGUGAAAUGAGAUUUUUGGCCACAAAUAUCAGAUGUCUGUCAGAUGUGCAUUCUGCCUCCAAAUGCACUAAUAAUUUCAACUAUUAUUAAAGUUAGAAUGAGGAAACUGCAGAAUAAACAUGAAUAAUAUUUUUGUAAAAUUAGAAAUGAAGACCUAUUAAGCUUGAAUGGUGGUUUGAAAUUUUUUCGUUCAAGAUUUCAUAAGUCUUAUUAACCAAAGUUAUGUAACAAAGCCUGAUUCCAGGAUGUGCAGCAAGAUAUAUAAAGCCUUUUUGGUCUGCAAGAGAUUUCUGAGGCCAAACCAAUUAAAGCCCUCGUAAUAUAUGGAUGCUGAAGUGUAUUAUAAGUAAAGCAUUAUGAUAAAAAGGACUUUGGCUCAAGUAGUUUGGCCCGUGGAUUUCCCCAGAGUUCUACUUGCCUACAGAGUAAGAACAUCCAUAUGUGACUCUUUCCUCAUAUUAUUAUUAUUAUUAUUAGUCAGUGGAAGCUUUUGGUUUAGUGGGACAGAAGUGUGUUUACAAACCCAGUCAAGUACUAUCACCAGUUAAGUAGCAAUUUUCAGGUUUACUUCAGUGUGAACCGUACUUCAUUGAGUAGGCUCGGUGCAGGUGAGAAGCGGGGGCCCGAGGAGGAUCUAGCCACUUUGGACAGAGGAUCAGAAACCUCCAAAGUGUUAUAAUUUGACAUUAAAGAAGCGGCCUCUGUCUUCCGGGUGCAGCUUCAUGCCUUGUUCUCUCCAUGUGCAAAUCAACGGACUGGGGUCCUUCCUGGAAGAAGUUUGACAGAGCUUAAUCUCUAGGUUUUGUUAAUAUUUAGUUGAAAUGAAGUGGUUUAUAAAUUAGAAAAAUAGAGCACGUUCUGAUUCUGUUUUCCUUUUCAAAUAGAUUGAUAUAUCAGUUAUUUAUUGUAUAUUGCUAUUUUUCUUACAAAAUUAACACUUUUGAGAACAAUUUUAAUUUUUAAAGCCUUUUGCAAGUGGUGAGAGGGCUGCCCAGGGCACCUGGUGGUGGCGUGAGGGCUGAGCUUGUCAGCUGGUGAACCCGCUGGGGACCUUCUGACCUCCCUUUGGUUAGCGGGGGUGGGGAAAGGGGGGCGGGGCGGCUAUCUCCCCAACACCACAUACAUUAUUAGCAGAUUUCCCAAAUCUACCUAUUUUUUUAAUUACCAUUUUAGAUAUCAUCUAACUUAUUUUAUGCAAACCAGGAUAAUGACUCUAUCAAUCCUCAAGGUCCUCUAAGCAUAAUUUCCUUAUAAGUCUCAAUAAAUUUGGGUCUGUGACCCCCACACCACCCCAGCCCCCAAGGAUUGGAUUCCUUUGCGGGAGAUGGAUGUUGAAGCAGUUACUGGUUGCAAUAUUGAAUGUGGGUGUUUGAGUUUUUCUUCCUUGCAGCACAGCGCGUGACCUGCUGAUUCGUCUUUCACCAUUGUAAAGCAGACCAACAUAUUUUCAGUGUAGGCCAUAGUUUUCCACAAAGUUGUAAAGGGGAAAUGCUUGCAUUUUCUACUUGUCUGCAACUCCUGGAGUAACUGGCAAGGGCAGUCUUGACAGUUCAAUCUGAGCGCGACAGGACUGCCACAAGAAAUGUAUUCUAUUUUUCUAGUUUCUAGGAUUUUUAAAAAUAAUUUUUGUCAGUUUGACAUCCUAGGAUUCAAUAGUCAAGAACAGUACCUUCCACCUUCAUUGGCUUAUUUUGUUAAUUUACUAUACUGUGUGAGUCUAAUAGACUGUUUUGCAAUAAUCAGAAUAAAAGACGUGGCUCUUUUAUUCAGCAUUAACAAUGAGUAAUCAAAGAUGCAUAACAGCUAUUACCCUGGGGACCAUCAAAUGUGAUUUGAAGCUUCUGUUCACUAUUACAGAUGUAAUCCUUAGAGUAAAUUUAAUUUUGUAAAGUAGUGUAUAAUAUUGUAACAUUAAAUCCUCGUCUAAAACUCAAACAUAUAUUGAUCUUAAAUGUGAAGUGUUAAAUCUUGCCCCUUUUGGAAUCUAAAGAGACAAGAUUUACUUGUCCUCCUUUUUACAGUUUGUAAUUUUCACUGUUUUAUUCCUGUAAAAAAAAAAGUCAUUUGUAACACAUGCAAAUGCUUAUUUUAUCUGUGCUAAUUUAUCAAUUUGGCUACUCACAAUAAAGUUAAUCGAAAGAGCUUA